AUGCUUAGAACUGUUAUCAACCGUUCUAAUUAUAAAUUUAUCCAAUCUCGCUCGUAUUCAAAUAUGGUAUCUGCCUCAGUUAAAGCUAGAGUUGAUGAACUCAUAAAGAAGCCAGUAUUUGUUGCUUCCAAAACAUACUGUCCUUAUUGUAAAGCAGCCAAGGCUACUUUAGGACAAAUGAUUCCAAACUUAGAUGAUUACAUCAUUGAGUUGGAUACUGAUUCCGAUGGUGAAGAAAUCCAAGAAUACUUGAGGGAACUCACUGGUCAAAGAACUGUUCCUAAUAUCAUGGUUGGAGGUGAACAUUUAGGUGGUAACAGUGAUAUCCAAGCUUUAAACCUGAAGGGUUCUUUGAAAACAAAGAUUAAGGCUGCCUUAUAA
Molecule: messenger RNA, 381 nt
Organism: Lizanozyma spartinae
Lineage: Eukaryota; Fungi; Ascomycota; Pichiomycetes; Serinales; Debaryomycetaceae
Gene: TTR1
Product: dithiol glutaredoxin
Exons: 1
Coding region: 1-381 (126 amino acids)
Biological process (GO): cellular response to oxidative stress
Cellular component (GO): nucleus; cytoplasm
Molecular function (GO): glutathione disulfide oxidoreductase activity
Source: RefSeq, a predicted model, not a curated record